UGAGAGCAGCUUUAUAAGGGCGGAGCUUAAUGACUUCGUCAGCCAAUGGGCGGGAAGAAAGAAAAGGGGUGGUGCCAUGUCCAAUGACUGGCAGCAGGGAGAGACAGAUUCAGAGGGAGGGAAGGAGAAGAAGGAGGCUUCCAUCUCAUCCACCUCUCUCUCUCUCUCUCUCUCUCUCUCUCUCCUCCUUCAGCAUCUGCAUCUCAUCGAGCAUUCUCCUCUGUCUCUCCUGUGUGAGUAUGAGUGUGUGAGUGUGUGUGUGUGUGAGAGUGUGUGUGUGUGUGUGUGUUACAGUGGAGAAUAUUUCUCUGCAUCUCUCUGCUGGUACUUAGAGACUGUGCCCAUCCGUUGCCUUGGCGAUGGGCUGUAGGCUGUCAGGGCCGUGGAUGAGCGACGGAACAAUGGGGGUAAGUGCACAAGAUCUGAGGUAUAUACGGAACCAUGAGGCUCUACGGAUCUUGGCCAGCUGCGAGCAACCAAUCACAGUGCAGAUUGAAGGGGGAAGGGGGCGGAGCUUACAGUAUCAUAGAUCAUCAGACAGCAGCACACAGACAAAGCAACCAUGGGACAAUGUCUCCUCCGACAGGCCCUGCUACAGUCACAUGACCCUGCCUGGUAACCAUGGAGAUGGAGGAAGAUAUGAGUAUCUCCCAAACACUCCGCAAGACCUAGAGGACAUGCAAGCAGUUCCACGUCAUGAUCCUGAGUUCUCUCCUAAAGCUGCUCAGAAACAGAACUGUCUCCUCUCAUGCUGCAACUCCAACAUGGAGGAGCCGAGCAGCUUCCAGAGCCAGACAGAGGAUGAGGACUGCGUGUUGGAGAAGAAACUCGGAUAUCUCCCCCUCCAUCAUGAGCUGGACAGCGGCCUCGGCUGGACGGAUGGCAGCUUCCACCAGGGGGAGCUCUCAGGGGUGGAGACCGAGGAGGGGUUAGAAGAGUGCCACACCCACCAGGGGGGUCGGGGAGCACGAGUACGAGGAGGAUCACCUUCGUCUGAGUCGUUCAUUUCAUCAGAGCUGAGUGACUCGGGCUUCUACAGCGUGAGCACAGCUGAAUUCCUGCGCUUUCAGCGUCUGCUGGAGAAACGCAUGCGGGUGUAUAACUCACGCCUCCACCACCAGGGGGAGCUGCAGAACCUGUGCAUAGACACACAGAAAGCACACCGUGAGCUGGAGGCCAUCCCCGAGGCACUGGCCACACAGCAGGACAGCGAGUGUGUGGAGACGGAUCUUCACCCACGGCAGAUGGUCAGGGUUGCGUCCGUGCAGCCGCGCAAAAGCGAGCAUCCUUGUCUGAACUGCCACAGCUCAAGCAGUGCCCCUAUCUUCUCCACCUGCAGUUCACCCUGUGGCCUGCAGAGAGAGCACAUUACUACUGCUGCAGGUAUGCUAAGGAGGAGCAGGACACUGCAUCACCGCCCGGUUCAUGUGGAGCAGCGUAGGAGGGCAAGUCACCCGGCAUCACCUAACUACCGCAGCGUGACAUUAAACCGCUACGGACACAUGCUACAGCAACAGCUAGCUGAAGAAACUGAAGCAGAUGUGCUGUACAAUGCUAACUACAACAUGCACCACGCUAAUCAGCCUGUGCCUAAUGCUAAUCAUCAUACACAUCAUGCUAAUCACCCGGUUCACCAUGCUAAUCAUAGUACACAUCAUGCUAACCACCCUACACUCAAUGCUAGCUACUUUACACACCAAACUAACCUACACCCUAACCACCCUACACACAAUUCCCAUCUUGCUAACUACACCACAUUACAUGCUAAUCAUUCUGCACAAACUAUGCACCACGCUAACUAUCUUACACACAUCGCUAAUCAAGCUGCACACCAUGCUAACAAUUUAACACAUUCUAAACAGGCUAAUAUUCCUUCACACCCCUAUCAUGUGACUCUUCCUGCCCAGAACACACAACACACUCGCACCACACUCACCUUACAUGCUCCACACCACAGCAACACCCAUGCUACGCUUCCCUCACAACACACACAACACACCAAUGAGACACACGCACCCUGCGACACACGUCACGACCACUUCCAUGUCCCCACCCCAUACACACAACACGCCCAUGAUAUACCUGCAGCACAUGCUGCAUGCCACGCCCACAUACAACUUCCUGUCCAAGACUCACACCGCAUCCAUGAUAGGUUAACAUCCGACUGCCACACCCACGCUAUGUUCCCUGCACAACACACACACGCUACGCUCCCAGCACAACACACACAUUACGCGUCACGGACACGCCCCAAGCAUGCUAUAAGCCAGCCCAGUCUCUCCAGCUCCAAUGAUGACCACCAUUUUGCUCCGCUUCCAGAGUCCUACUGCCAUGAUAACAGGGGGAGGAGCUUCACUGAGCCACUUACAGGUGGAAGACAGGAAUGUGAGAAAGAGACUUCAGGAGAUAGAGAAAAAGGGCGGUUCCAUACGCUCAGUCACACUCCCUCUCAGGAAGGAAAUGACACUUGGCCCAAAACAACCAAUCGGCAUGGUCCAUACAGCACCCUCGAGGGUCACAUGACCACAACGACAUCUUCAGCAUGCAAAUCUCCAGCAGGGGCAGUGAACCCGCGGGCGAUGCGUAACCAGCUGCUGCGUGAGCGUGCAUUAAGGCUAGCAGAUGAGCGCAGCGGUGGCAUUAGCACAGACGAUGAGACAAACGUGGAGAUCCGGAGGGCGGGUCGCUAUUGGAGCCGCUCAGAACGGCGUGAACAGGUGCUGCAAAAACAACGACAGAAGCGGGAAGCUCUCAGAGGGGGCGGAGCUAACAGCAACACCAGCGUGGGUGGAGACAGCAGCGGAUACAGUGUGCUGAUGGAGUUGAGUCAGAGGAAAUUGAGUCGUCUCAGGAACAGGAAGCUGCUGGACGACUGGACGACGGUAGAGGAGCUGCUGACUCACGGAACACGACUCGGAACUCAUGAUGAACACAUCCAGAUCCCAAACUCCCUCCUCACCGUCACCACUGUAUAACCACACACACACACACACACACACACACACACACACACACACACACACACACACACACACACACAGUGUGGCAUCAUGGGAAAUUUACUCAGCUAUAUGCCCUCUACCCAGGCAGGAAGGAUUCUGAUUGGUUACGUGUCACAGCCAAUGAGAGCUGAGAGUUCGUUUUUAUUCCAUUUUGGCUUUUUCGUCAUCUUUUUUUUUUGAUGACACUCAAAACGCGGCCAUUAUUUGUUUGUUUGUUUUUUUUAUACCAAGGCCGCACUUAGCACACAAUGUUAGAUUAUUAGCUUACAGCUGGCUAACAUCCUGCAGCAACAUGUUGUUAAAGCACGAAGAGAAACAGUGACAUAACCAGCAUCUUAAAUACAAACUGAAAUGUCAACCAGCGUUUUACUGACUGCAAACUUUUACAGACUUUAUUACUGAAUAAACAAAUCAACUCCUUAGUUAUAGGGAGUCUAUAUACUUAUAGAGGAUGAUGCUAACUGCAGGAUUUUAGCUUCAACACAUCACACACACCUGACAGGUGAUUUAACAUCUGAAGACAUCUGAGUAAAUCUCCCACAAGCCUUUGCGUGUGCGUGUGUUUUGCUGCCUUGACCACAUGAGGCUACCUCCUGUCUCCAUGGUAACUGUAUAUCAGUGUUUUACAGCUCUGUAGUGUAGAGCUCUUUUAAUGAGACACAGUACACUUCAAUUCUCCUCACUCACUCACACACACACACACACACACACACACACACACACCCACACGGUAUCUGACAGAAGUAAGUGCACCCCUCACAUUUAUGUAAAUAUUUUAUUAUAUCUUUUCAGGUAACAACACUGAAGAAAUGACCCUGUGGUCCAGUGUAAAGUAGCGAGUGUUCAGUCUGUAUACCAGUGCCAGUGCUUUAGACAGUAAUGUCUGUGUGUUGAGUUAUUUUGAGGGGACUUUACAAUGGAGCACAGAGUCGUUUCUUUUUUUGUCACAUGUACUUACUUGGUGUACUUACUUCUGUCAGAGAUAUGUGUGUGUGUAUAUAUAAUGUGUGUGUAUGUGUGUUUAUAAAAAAAAAAAAAAAAGGUGUAAAUGCUGCAAUCUGAUUGGACCACCUAGAGCAAUAUGGCACCGUGUAUACGGCGGCUCUGAGAUGCACUGAAACCCCCAGACAAUUUAUGGUCUCGCUGGUGCUAAUGAGAGCUGAUGAUUUGUUAGAAUGAAUCAGAGGUAAACUUUCUCACAAGUCAACACAUUUGCACAAAAAAAUAACGAUGUCAGAUUUCACUGAUUGUCUUCCAGCAAUGUGGGCGUGGCUCUUUACAAUCUGACCCCGCCCAUCACCUGAGACGAUCAUUAAACCAGUUACUCUGGAAAAAAGCAUCCAAAGCCAAACACUAUCUCUCUCUCUCUCUCGUACACACACACACACACACACACACACACACACACACACACACACACACACACACACUCACACACAAACA
Messenger RNA from Tachysurus fulvidraco (yellow catfish), 4445 nucleotides. RefSeq lists its product as uncharacterized. The transcript is spliced from 5 exons. The record is from RefSeq and is a predicted model, not a curated record. Lineage: Eukaryota; Metazoa; Chordata; Actinopteri; Siluriformes; Bagridae. The coding region runs from base 360 to 2975 and encodes 871 amino acids.